AUGGCCAACGUCUUCAUCGUCGCUGCUAAGCGCACCCCCUUCGGCGCCUUCGGCGGAAAGCUCAAGGAUUACACUGCUUCCGAGCUCGGUGCCUUCGCUUCCAAGGCUGCUCUCGCAGAUCUCGGCAAGCAAAUUCCCAUUGACUCUGUGAUCGUCGGCAACGUUGCUCAAACCGAUGCUGCUGGUGCUUACCUGGCUCGCCAUGUCGGUCUGCGCGCAGGACUCGACAUCUCCGUCCCUGCCCUGACGGUCAACCGUCUCUGCGGAUCUGGUUUCCAGUCGAUCAUCAAUGCUGCGCACGAGAUCAUGGUUGGUGACUCGAGCGUCGUCUUGACCGGAGGUUCCGAGUCGAUGUCAUUGGCUCCCUAUGCCUUGAGAAACACUCGCUUUGGUGGCACGAAAUUCGGAAUUGAUCUGAAGUUGGAGGAUACCCUGGCGGCUGCCCUGGUCGAUCGUUUCCCCAAGGAGACCCCCAUGGGUAUCACUGCCGAGAACUUGGCACAGGAGCACAACAUCUCGCGUCAGCAGUGCGAUGAGUACGCUCUUCUGUCGCAGCAGCGCUGGGCCGCUGCCAACAAGGCCGGUCGCUUCAACGCGGAGAUCGCCCCUGUCGAAUAUAAGGUCAAGAAGGCCGUCGAGACUCUCAGCCACGACGAGCACGCUCGCCCCACGACUACGAUCGAGAGCCUUGCCAAACUUCCCUCGGUCUUCAAGAAGGACGGAACCGUCACUGCCGGUAACGCCUCGGGUAUCAGCGAUGGUGCCGGUGCCGUCAUCGUCGCCUCGGAGCAGGCCAUCAAGGAGCACGGAUUGAAGCCCCUGGCCAAGGUCGUCAGCUGGCACGUCACCGCCGUCGACCCCAGCAUCAUGGGUAUCGGCCCAGUCAGCGCCAUCCAGGGUGCCCUCAAGAAGGCUGGCUUGACCCUCAAGGACAUGGACCUCGUCGAGGUCAACGAGGCCUUUGCUGCCCAAUACCUGGCUGUCGAGAAGGUCCUGGGAUUGGACCGCAGCAAGACCAACUUGAACGGUGGUGCCAUCGCUUUGGGUCACCCUCUCGGUGCCUCGGGCUCCAGAAUCAUGACCCACUUGACCCAUGAGUUGCAGCGCACUCAGGGCAAGUACGCCAUCGGAUCGGCCUGCAUUGGUGGUGGUCAGGGUAUCGCCAUUGUCUUGGAGAGAUGCUAA
This is a messenger RNA of Gamsiella multidivaricata, 1185 nucleotides long. RefSeq names its product Thiolase, N-terminal domain-containing protein. Lineage: Eukaryota; Fungi; Mortierellomycota; Mortierellomycetes; Mortierellales; Mortierellaceae. Bases 1 to 1185 code for a protein of 394 amino acids. The record is from RefSeq and is a predicted model, not a curated record. Gene Ontology annotation, molecular function: acetyl-CoA C-acetyltransferase activity. The transcript has 3 exons. Gene Ontology annotation, biological process: fatty acid beta-oxidation.